CUUUUCUCUCCACUGUGCCAAGACCAUGCCAAAUUUACAGAGCGGCCGCCAUAUCGAACACGCUCACCACCUGUGGGCGAAUGGCUACCUUUGUAUUCGGGUCCCGCUCUGGGGUACAUGCUCUCUGGCUAUUGAUCUGCUGCCUCUAGUACGCAUUACUUGAGCGGCCGAGCUCUGAGGAGCCGUUGAAGGUGUCCUCUAUCCCGUGUGCUUUUGCGGUGGCUAGAAACAAGGACCUCUUCUAUAAAUAACACUGGGGCUUUCAUGUCCCUUGGGCCUUUUGAAGUGAACGCACAGCACGUGACUUGGCCCAAAAGAGUCAGCCAUAGUUAUGGCGCUGGCUCGUCAUAUGGCUUCUUCCGCAUGAAACAGCCAUGUCAAACAACCGUAACGAAGCGUCCUUUUUGUUACCCAUUCGUUAAACACAGACUUAAUGGUUGCCCCGAAGUUUUUUCAAGGUUCAACUUCACGCUUCUGUCAAAUAGAGCCGGGCGUGAUUUUAAAGUAUCCCGUAGAAGUCUGGAAAGAAAGCUGCGCCUACCGAAAACUGACGGAUGAGAUCACCAACAAUUUCUCGGUUGAGCGGCAAAUUCUCGACCUACUAGGAGAGCAUCCAAGAAUCGUGAAAUACCUUGGAUGGCAAGACACUGUGCGAGGGCUGCUCCUUGCCGAGGCCAGCCACGGCAGCCUCCAGUGGUAUCUCGAGGAGAACCACGAUACUAUUCCCACGCCCGUCCGCGGGAAAUGGUGCCGACAAGUUGUUGAAUCGAUCGCAUAUAUUCAUGGUCGGGGCGUAAUACACUCGGAUCUGCGCCCUGACAAUUUCUUGGUUCAUGCCACCACACCAAAGUCCCUGGAUCUCUGGCUUUGCGACUUUGGCGGUUCAACAUGUGAGAAGCUUGGCCUGGACGGCAAACAUCUUCCAGAUCCCGGCUUCUUUGACCCGAAUUCAGAGUGGGUGUCAACACCUGCUACAGACAUAUUCAGUGUUGGAUCUAUCCUUUACACUAUCCUUACCGGACACUGGCCAUACCGAGCCCCUGGACCCUUCAAGACGGUGGAAGAAAUGGAAAGCUAUGACCAGCAGGUCGAGGAUCUUUUUAGACAAGGCACAUUCCCUGAUGUCGAAGGGCUUCUCGGAGGGAAGAUUAUCCUGGGCUGUUGGACGUCGAAGUACACUAGCGCAGACAAUGUCCUGCGCGCUCUGGACUUGGAGUUGAUGAAGACAAACGAGUGUUGAGUUUAAACUACUGACUACAAGAAGUAAAUAGA
Messenger RNA from Xylaria bambusicola, 1272 nucleotides. Its product is annotated as kinase-like domain-containing protein. Gene Ontology annotation, biological process: protein phosphorylation. The transcript is spliced from 2 exons. NCBI's taxonomy places the organism in Eukaryota, Fungi, Ascomycota, Sordariomycetes, Xylariales, Xylariaceae. Gene Ontology annotation, molecular function: ATP binding; protein kinase activity. The coding region runs from base 434 to 1240 and encodes 268 amino acids. The record is from RefSeq and is a predicted model, not a curated record.